This is a messenger RNA of Penicillium lagena, 1473 nucleotides long. RefSeq lists its product as uncharacterized. The record is from RefSeq and is a predicted model, not a curated record. Lineage: Eukaryota; Fungi; Ascomycota; Eurotiomycetes; Eurotiales; Aspergillaceae. The transcript is spliced from 2 exons. The coding region runs from base 1 to 1473 and encodes 490 amino acids.
AUGGGCGACCUGGAGAAGAACACUUAUCCAACCAAUGAGAAUGACACCACGGCCUCCCCUGACACGGGUAUCGCUGACAUGGGGGAGUUCCAUCCUCCGCCAAGGGGAUAUCGCAUUGCGGGACUGGUGACGCUUCCCGCAUAUCGUUCACCCAUUGCACAGUGCUUGAUCAUUGCUUGUGUGCAUCUUCUCGUGGUUGGCAUGUUCAACGUUCUCUCUGCCCUUGGAGGUGGUGGCCAAGUCAAUCCCACGACCAGCAACAACGCCAAUACAAUUCUUUACAGUCUAUUCUGUGCCUUCUCCCUUGUUUCGGGCUCGGUGUGCAACUUCCUGGGCCCCAAAAUCACCCUUGCGACAGGGGGCAUUGGAUUUUCGUUGCUAUCGGCUUCGUACUGGAGUUACAACCACAACGGAAAUGAGGCCUUUGUAUACUUUGGAGGGGCAAUUUGCGGGAUUGCUGCUGCGUUCCUUUGGACCGCCGAGGGAUCGAUGAUCAUGUCUCUUCCUCUCGAGAAAGACAAGGGGAAAUACGUGGGCAUCUUCUAUGGCCUAUCGUUUUUCGGUACAGUGAUCGGCGCUAUCAUUCCCACGGUGGAAAACUGGGGGGUAACGACGGCUGGAAGUGUCAACGAUAGUACCUACAUUGCGCUGUUUAUCUUGAUGAUCAUGGGCAGCGUUGUCGCCUGCAGCGUCUCCAAUCCGUCCAAGGUGAUCCGCUCAGAUGGCUCACGCGUGGUCGUGCCACGUCAGACGACGUUCGUACAGGAGCUGAAGAACGUGGCUCUGGCUGUCAGGCGAGAGCCAUGGAUCAUCCUAUUCUUUCCUUACAGUUUCGCUGGAUUGUGGUAUAUCCCCUACCAGAGCAAUGACUUCAAUGGCUAUUUCUUCGACCUACGGACCCGUGCCUUUGGCAGUCUUUGGUUUGAUUUUGGCCAAUUUGCAAUGGCAGUCAUCUCGGGACUGUUGUUGGAUUUCAAGCGACUCGGUGGUCGACGUCGACGUGCCUUUAUUGGCUGGGUUUUUCUUUUUCUACUGAUCAACGCAGUCUUUAUCGGAGGCGUCUUCCCAGCCCGCCGCUCCCAACGUGGCCACCCACUUUCGCAUCCUCUGGAUGUGGAAGAUGCCCAAGCUGCGGGCUAUAUUGCCCUGUACACCUUCUACGGUGCGGUAGAUGGGGCCUGGCAGACAUUUGCGUGGUGGAUCAUGGGGACUCUAUCGAAUGACCCCCUGGUGCUGUCCAUCUACUCAGCAUUCUAUAAAGUUUUCGGCGCCAUGGGCGCUGCUAUCGUCUUUAACCUGGACGUCAGAGAAACUAGCUAUCAGGCCAUGUUUGGCAGCUACUGGGGAUUGCUCUCAGGCUCCCUAGUCUUGGUGUUGGCAUUGAUCUACAAACGUGUCGAGGACACUCUGUCACUGGAGAGAGGGGGGUCUGCCGAGGUGGAAAUGAAAGAAGUCAACCUGGAUACUGAUUAG